AACACUCUCUAUAUUGUAAACAUAAAGGUGAAGCUAAAAGCUAUAUAUCUACUUGUUGUUCUGUUGUUUUCAGAUACCUUCGUUACUGAAGUCGAAUGGGGAAAGACGUACCUCUUGAGAAUCGUCAACGCAGCCCUGAACGACGAGCUCUUCUUCGCCAUCGCGGGCCAUAACAUGACCGUGGUGGAGAUCGACGCCGUCUACUGCAAGCCUUUCACAACCAGUGCUAUCCUGAUUACCCCAGGUCAGACCACAAACGUUCUUGUGACUGCCAACCAAGCUCCUGGCAGAUACUUCAUGGCCGCCAGGGAUUUCAACGACGCUCCCAUCCCUGUCGACAACAAAACUGCGACUGCUAUUCUCCAAUACAAAGGCGUUCCGGAUACUGUCAUCCCGGUCCUGCCUCAACUUCCAGCACAAAAUGACACUUCAUUCGUCGACACUUAUUCUAACAGUCUUCGGAGUCUCAACACACCGCAGUUCCCUGCUAAUGUCCCUCUCACAAUCGAUCGUCAUCUCUUCUUCACUGUCGGCCUUGGAAGAGACCCGUGCCCCACUUGCCUCAACAGCACCAAGCUAACUGCAUCCAUUAACAACGUCACCUUUGUGAUGCCCAAGAUUGGACUGCUUCAAGCACAUUACUUCAACAUCAACGGAGUUUUCAAAUUGGACUUCCCCGACAAGCCACCCGCACCAUUCAACUACACUGGAGCUCCCCUGACAGCCAACUUGGGAACUUCGCUCGGUACUAGACUUAGCAAACUGGCUUUCAACUCGACUGUCGAGCUCGUGCUUCAAGAUACAAAUCUUCUCACCGUCGAAUCUCACCCUUUCCAUCUCCACGGGUUCAACUUCUUCGUCGUGGGGAGGGGAGUCGGUAAUUUCGAUCCUGCAAAAGACCUGGCUAAGUUCAACUUGGUUGAUCCGCCAGAAAGGAACACUGUAGGAGUUCCUACAGGUGGUUGGACGGCAAUAAGGUUCAGAGCUGAUAAUCCAGGGGUUUGGUUCAUGCACUGUCAUCUGGAGCUGCACACUAUGUGGGGGCUGAAGAUGGCUUUUGUGGUGGAGAAUGGAAAUGGGCCUGAUCAAUCCAUACUGCCUCCUCCCAAUGAUCUUCCACCAUGCUAACUGAUCAGGCUAUAUCGCGACAUUAUUACUUCUUGUGUCUUAUUUGUUCUCCGAAAGUCGGAGGUCGUUUGCUGAUGGCGAUGGGGUUUGAAGAUGAUGAUCCUAGUCGUCAUUCAUUCAAGAAAUUUGUGAUUGCUUCGGGAAAUUGUUAAUCUUUGGUAUGAAUAAAAUGCUCAGGCAAGAAAACAAAAGUCCUCUUGCUGGAUAUGUAUAAGAAAUAAUUCUGACAGUUUUUCUCUUUUCUCUUUCUGUAAGUAGUCACUGGAUGUAAGUUUGUAACCAGUGGCACAACUAAAAUUGAGAACAAGAAUUCAGUGUUCAUGACCA
This is a messenger RNA of Asparagus officinalis (garden asparagus), 1455 nucleotides long. RefSeq names its product laccase-11-like. Gene Ontology annotation, biological process: lignin catabolic process. The transcript is spliced from 2 exons. Gene Ontology annotation, cellular component: apoplast. Gene Ontology annotation, molecular function: hydroquinone:oxygen oxidoreductase activity; copper ion binding. Lineage: Eukaryota; Viridiplantae; Streptophyta; Magnoliopsida; Asparagales; Asparagaceae. The annotation marks the transcript as partial. The record is from RefSeq and is a predicted model, not a curated record.